This is a messenger RNA of Alligator mississippiensis (American alligator), 4950 nucleotides long. RefSeq names its product SEC23 interacting protein (gene SEC23IP). Lineage: Eukaryota; Metazoa; Chordata; Crocodylia; Alligatoridae. The record is from RefSeq and is a predicted model, not a curated record. Gene Ontology annotation, biological process: endoplasmic reticulum to Golgi vesicle-mediated transport. Gene Ontology annotation, cellular component: COPII-coated ER to Golgi transport vesicle. The transcript is spliced from 19 exons. Gene Ontology annotation, molecular function: metal ion binding; protein binding. The coding region runs from base 37 to 3066 and encodes 1009 amino acids.
ACGCCCGGGGACGUGGACGUGGACGCGGACGCAGACAUGGCGGCCGCCAAACCCCCCGGGCCCGGCGGCACCAACCUGCUCUUCUCCUCCUCCGCCACCGAGUUCAGCUUCGCCGUGCCCUUCCUCCCGGUCAGCCAGGCCCCCGCCGACACCGCCCCCGCCCCCGCCCCGGGGCCCGCCCUGCUCGGCGCGGAUGAUUCUGCAGAUGUUGGUGAAGAGGACAGCUUCUUGGGUCAGACUUCUGCAAGUCCUAACCCACCACAGACUUUUAGUUAUUUCUCCCAAGUACCUAGCAGUGGGGAUCCAUUUGGAAGCAUUGGGCAGCUACCCUUAACAACUGGGGCACCACCAGUUGGGUCAUCAACUUUCUCCAAGCCUCCAGCUUCUCUGCCACUCGUGCCAGGGUCACAGGAUGGGCAGAAUGCUUUUCCAGCACAUGUUCCAAAGUCACAAACAUUGUAUAAUACACCACCUACCACACAAGUGGGAAGCAGUGCUCAUCAGGCUUCUCAGCAGAGCUGCCCCCCAACUGCAAGCUUUUCAGCUCCUCCCCAUGGAACAUCACAGCAAGGAUACAACCCGUAUCGCCAUACCUCCUUGAGCAGUAGAGCUAACCCUUACAUAACUCCACCCCAGCUGCAGCAGAUGCCAAGUCAGUCAGUUCAACCACCACCAGCUGUACCGCCUGUCCACAUGUAUCAGACACCUCCGGGGUCAUUAUCACCGUUUUCUCCGUCACAGUCAGUACUGCCGUCAGCCUCCCAACCUCUACAAACUUCGAGACCUGCAGGUCCCUUGGUGCAGGCGCCACCUGUUUUACUGCAGAACCAGUAUGAACCAGUUCAGCCCCAUUGGUUUUACUGCAGGGAAGUGGAAAACAAACAGAUAUGGAUGCCAUUCAGUGUUUUAGAUUCUGUAAAGCUGGAGGAAGUCUAUAACUCUGUCCAACCAGAUCCUGAGAGUGUUAUUUUGAGCACGGAUGGGGGGCGCUAUGAUGUAUACCUGUAUGACAGAAUGAGGAAAGCUGUGUAUUGGGAAGAAGAGCCCUCAGAAGUGAGACGAUGUACGUGGUUUUAUAAAGGAGACAAAGAUAGCAGAUUCGUUCCAUAUGAGGAAGACUUCAGUGAGAAGCUAGAGGCAGAAUAUAAAAAAGCGCUAACUACGAAUCAGUGGCACCGGCGACUUGAAUUUCCUAACGGGGAAACGAUUAUUAUGCACAAUCCUAAGGUAAUAGUUCAGUUCCAACCUUCCUUGAUACCAGAUGAGUGGGGGACCACGCAAGAUGGUCAGACAAGACCAAGGGUGGUAAAACGUGGCAUUGAUGAUGAUCAUGAUGAAAUUCCUGAUGGAGAGAUGUCUCAGAUUGACCAUUUAGUGUUUAUGGUCCAUGGGAUAGGUCCUGUGUGUGAUUUAAGAUUUAGAAGCAUUGUUGAAUGUGUUGAUGACUUCAGGACAGUAUCUCUGAAGCUGUUGCAGACCCAUUUUAAGAAGCCUGUAGAGGAAUUUCAAGUGAGCAGAGUUGAAUUUCUCCCAGUUCACUGGCAUAGUGCUCUACAUGGGGAUGCGACAGGUGUAGACAGGAAUAUUAAGAAAAUCACUUUGCCAAGCAUUGGACGUCUGCGCCACUUCACCAAUGAGACCUUGCUUGAUAUACUGUUUUACAACAGCCCCACCUACUGUCAGACAAUUGUGGAUAAAGUUGGAAUGGAAAUGAAUCACCUGUAUUCACUUUUCAUGAGUCGCAACCCAGAUUUUAAAGGCGGAGUCUCUGUUGCUGGGCACAGUUUAGGUUCUUUAAUUCUGUUUGACAUACUGUCCAACCAGAAAGACUUGGCUUCAUCAGGAAGCUCUGGCUAUCUCUCUGCUGUAAAUGGGGUUGUGAAAGAUGGUGCUGUUUCUGAUAAGCAGAUAACAGAAGAUACCAGUUCAUUGGGUACUUCAGUUACUCCCUCUAGUGAUGAGUCCUAUGAACCGAGCAUGGAUGAUGAAGUUCCAACCUUGCAGAAGACUCUGGAAAUGCUCAGUCUUACCGAAUACAUCAGUAUAUUUGAAAAAGAGAGAAUUGAUAUGGAAUCUCUGCUGAUGUGUACAGUUGAUGACCUGAAGGAAAUGGAAAUACCUCUUGGACCAAGAAAGAAAAUUGCUAAUUUUGUAAAAGACAGAGCAGCUGAACAGGAACAGAAAAAGGCAAUAACAGAAAAAAAAGCAAUGAUGCAAGCUCAAGAAACUGCUCAGAAGGCAAAAGAAGCAGUUUCUUCGGUCUCCUCUAUAGAACGUGGUAGACUACAGGAGCAGUCAAAGAGAAAGCUUCCUGUGGGUGCCUCUGUUUCUUCUGUGAGCAUUGAUUAUGAGUAUUUUGAAGUUGGUACUGGCCAGGUUUCCGUGGUUCACAAUACUCUAGAUUUCGAACCAGAAAUUUUCUUUGCCCUUGGUUCUCCAAUUGGUGUGUUCCUCACUGUGCGAGGAGUAGAGAAGAUUGAUGAAAACUACAGACUUCCUACCUGCAAGGGAUUCUUCAAUAUUUACCAUCCACUUGACCCAGUAGCUUACAGGUUAGAACCUAUGAUUAUUCCACACUUGGAUGUAAAACCAGUUCUCAUUCCACAUCACAAAGGCAGAAAAAGACUUCAUCUUGAGCUGAAAGACUCUCUUUCUCGAAUGGGAGCUGAUCUGAAACAAGGCUUUAUCAGUUCAUUGAAGAGUGCCUGGCAGACACUUAAUGAUUUUGCUCGUGCUCACACCUCCUCAACUCAGCUGCAAGCAGAACUGGAGAAAGUAGCUAAUCAGAUUAAAGAAGAAGAAGAAAAACAAGUGGUAGAAGUUGAAAAGAUCACUGAAAGUCCAGAUCUUUUGAAGGAUGAGGAUUUAUCUGUGAAGGUUGGAAUGCUAAAUGGAGGACGCCGUAUUGAUUAUGUUUUGCAAGAAAAACCAAUAGAAAGCUUCAAUGAAUACCUUUUUGCACUACAGAGUCACCUGUGUUAUUGGGAAUCUGAAGAUACUGCCUUGCUGCUUCUCAAAGAGAUAUACAGAACUAUGAACAUCAGUCCUGAACAGCCACAACACUGAUGGAAGGGUCCCUGACUUUUUGAUCUGCUGUCAGUGUUGUGGCUGACCUGCUGAAAAACCGAUUUGAAGAACUCCCAGUAUUUCCCUAGUCACAGAUGAUGGAGCAGGAAUCAGACUGUCAAUGGCAGCCUCUUCUGUCAGCCCAAAGCUCUUGGAUUUGGAUUACUGCCUCCUUGUUUCACUUCAAGAAAAUUGAGAACGUUGAAAAGCUCAGCACCACUGUUUGGUCCACGUAAUUGGAAUGACACUAUUUCAACCUUUGUAAAUCAGCUUAAUUGUACACUUGCCAAAUAUAAGUGACCAGUGAAGCAUAUUUGUGGCAUGCAAACUAUUAUUUCUGCCCCUCCGUCUCUGCUGUUUCAUUUGGCUAUCAGACAUCUAGUGUCCAUCAAGGCAGUAUGUUCCGAAUUAAAGUAAGGACUUGUUGAGAAAUGGGAAUAAUCUGCUUUUCUUAAAACAACUGUUGUUCCAUCUUUUAAAAACAAAAUGUGAAUUUUAGUCAUAAGCUGCUUUAGUACAAAUGACAUCUAGCUGUUUGUAUUUACUAAGACAGGUGACCAGAACCAAUUUCUUACUACUGUAAGCUUAAUACUGAGAUUUUAUAAAACCUUUUCAAGCCUCUGUUGAAGGAGUUUUCUUCUGAUAGAGGUAAAAUGACUUUUUGCUGUAGAAAAUGCCAGAAGUUUGUUGCAGUUGGUUCAGCCUUCAUAUAACUUGUUAUGUAAAUGAUUCAGGGAACAAAGAUAUCAAAUAUCAUUUCAAUUUAGUAAUUAUGUAGAUUUUAGUGUGGCCUAGUGGCUACUGCCUUGUGAGAAAAUGUAGAUGAAUGUAGAGACUAUUUGAAGCUUGUGAGAGCAAAAUCCAACAGGCAGAGUCAAGGCCUAUGACCCGCGCUCCAUUUUCAUCUACUGAAAUCAGUGGGAGUUGGAUGGGAUGAGGUUUUAUAGAUUUGUUUCUCUGUGACCACUGUAACUUCCUUCUGGCUUCAACUUUUAAUGCAAGCUGUUUCUCAUUUUCUUAAUAGUAAGUACCUAUAACCCUAAUGCUGCCAAAAUUUGCUUCUGUUGCUACAGUAGAUGCAUUUUGCUAAUGGUUACAUAGUGGAUUCUCAUGGAACACAGUUGUUUGUUUGGCUUUUUUAAAGUAUAUGUAUAAAACACAUUUUUGUGUAUAUAUUUUUGGUUAGUAUAAUUAAAAUACUCUAAUGUCAGUUGAUCUUUACAGCAAGGUUUUGUACAUGUCCCAUUGGUGAUUUUAAUUUGUAUUCUGACUAUUUGGAUGCUCGUGGUGUCACUUCCUCAUUCUGAACAUUUGGUUCAAUGUUUACUACAGUAAAGUUUUCCUUCCACUUUAUUUUCACUUAACCAAAAAAUAUCACCAGAAACUGAGAGCGGAGCCUUUUGCCUGAUGGUACAACACAUGGAAAAACCCAAGCCCUUCAGUAUUAAACAAAGUUUCUCAACAGCUUUCAGAUCCUUACAAAUGGUAUUCAGGUCACGUUACCCCUAGUACAGGAUAAAAUACCAAAGCAUAUAAGAUGUAAAGGUUUCUGAGAAUCUUCAGCUAUGUUGAAUGUGUGCAGUGUGCUGAAGUGAAUACGUAAAGGCAAACCAAAUAAAUUUAAUGGGAAAAAAAACUCUAGAGAAUAUUGCAUAUGACUUCUACUUUUAUACUAAAGCCAAAUUCUAAUGGGAAUUCAGCUUGCUUUUUGAUUUUGUUCAUUAUUAUGAAAGGAAAUAACUGCUUCAUUUGUUAACAGUAAUAAUUUUUCUGUUGUAUGUUACUUGCAUAUUUUAAAGCUAAUAACAGUUUCUAAUUCCAAAGAAUUUGUACUUAUUUCUUUUUACCUCCCUAGACUUAAUAAAAAGACAAGGUAAGCAACUA